AUGAUAGCGUGUGCAUCACCCAGUCAAGAACGAAUUUGGCUUGAUUUAUAUUUGCACAAGAUUCCAGUUUCGAUUUACAAUAUUCCAGUUCUAUUCACAUUACCACCGAAUCGAACACUAUCUAUUAGACGAUUACAUUUAUCCAUACGAAGUGUUAUUCGUCAACAUUCAAUAUUAAGAACAAAAAUUGUUUAUGAUAAUUGUUUGAAACAGAUCGUUCAACCUGUAUCUGAUAAUGACGACUGUUGUUAUUCAUUUCAACGAAGUUGUAUUGAAAAGACCACGAACGACGACGUCAUUGAACAGAUACUGGUGAAUGAAAUCAAUGGUGACAAUCAUUUCAAUUUGGAACAAGGUGUUGUUGUACGAUGCCAUGUCAUACAACAACACCAACGAGUUGAUGAAGAUUUGUUGGAAGAAAAUGAUUGGAUUAUUUUUAAUUUUCAUCAUAUUGCUCUAGAUGGUUAUUCAUUGAAAUUAUUUUUUAACGAUCUGAAUCUGGCUUAUACAAACAGUCGACUAGAAUCGAAUAAAACUCUCUCACAGUUCAUCGAUUGCAAACAGUUGGAAUCAAUAGAUCAGGCAAAAUUAUUUUGGAUGCAGCUAUUAUCGUCAUAUCAACAUCAUUUAUUAUUAUUACCGUACGAUUCAGUUAGAAUCAAUAAUAACAAUAAUAAUGUCGGUCGAACAUAUCUGUUCCAAAUUGAUAAUACAUCGGCUAUGUUUAACUUUAUUUCUAAGAAUAGUCACCAUGGUGUAACAAUGUUUCAGCUACUAUUAGCAUCAUAUUUUCUUCUACUGUAUAAAUUGACAAAUCAAAUCGAUUUAUUCGUUGGAGGUUUGAAUUCAAAUCGUCGUCAUUAUCAAAAUGUUAUUGGAAUGUUUGUUAAUCUCAAUAUAUAUCGUUUAAAAAAUUUGAAUCUUCAACAGACAUUUGAACAACUUUUAUUGACACAAGUACAACCUUUGUGUCAACAAAUAGCGCUGUACUCCUAUUUACCAUAUCAAGAUAUUAUUAAUAAUCUGGGUAAUGUACUCUACUAUAAUACCUUAAUCUAA
Molecule: messenger RNA, 1059 nt
Organism: Didymodactylos carnosus
Lineage: Eukaryota; Metazoa; Rotifera; Eurotatoria; Philodinida; Philodinidae
Source: the annotation of a GenBank genome assembly